AUGUCAAAAGCAGCUGCAUCGCAAUCCGGCCUAGCAGGAGGUGCCUCAAGCAGCAACGAUCAAGGUACCCGGGGCGUCUGCUUAUUGGAACUGCCCGGCGUCAGCGCAGAGCAAAGAUUCGAGAAGGAAGUGGUUCCGCUUGCCACUGGUGAGGCAGAUGUUGCGCGGAGUCAGGCCAGCCAGAUGGGUGCUCAUCCCCUCAAAUGUGGUGCGUGGGCCCAUUCGCCCAUCUACUCUUCACAGGUACGCUGCAGCUUCUUGUCCUUACUCUCAACAUCGACAACCCGUACGGUGCUCCUCCGGGUAGCGAGAAGUCUUUGCAAGAGUGAGUGACUGACAUGUGCGGAAAGAGGGGUUGCGGUCAUCUAGCUGCUCACACUGCGAACACGAAAUCUUAUACCACAGCACCGAUAUUUGGCUUGUGCUCUCCAUCGGUAAUGACUUCUCGCUGCCCAUCCCAUCAACGCAGCGAGUUUUUCCCGACCGCAGCUCGGCAUCUUACAACUUUCCCCAACCGGAUACUGGAGCCUCCAUUCGCAUCUACCUCUCUUCGCACGAUGCCGCCUCUCAAGGGCUCAGAGACGCUUUUGAGGAUGUGCUGGCCCAAUACUGCGCAUUCGCGUCGGAUGACAGGUCCGAUGCGGGCCAGAUCGAAUUGCUAGACGAGCAUGGGCAAGUGAUGGGCACUCUCGCGGGCUCAUACAACUUCAAGGAGGACUCCAGCCUUUCGGCUGUGGGAGCUGAGAAGCAGCCAGUCCUUGUCGAUCUCGAAGACCUCUCAUCGGCCGCAAAUGGCACGGGUCACAAGAAGGACGUGGACGUCCGACCUGCUCCAACAUUUCAAGACGAUUGGCUGCUAAAGGGGGCCAACUACAUCUCGAGAGGUAUCGUGAACGGAUCUACUUUUCUUGGUGGUAAAUUGCAAGGCGCGGCGUCUUCUUACGGUGAGUGGAAGGAGAGGGCAAAUCGCCAUCUCGUCGACAUGCAGUGGAUCUGACUCUCAAUGGAUCAUUUGCGCCGUAUCUUGAUGGUCAGUGGAACGCACGGCAAAGCCUUCUGCAGAUCUCCCACCACCGCAUACAGGUGCCCAGCUUUCAGCGGAUGGCACGCAUUUCGAAUCCCUUCCUGGCCAGCCUGUUCCUGGCCUUGAGCGAUCCGGAACCACCGCUUCGACGAGCGGCAACUACACCACUUCGGGAAAGGUUCCUUUGACUUUCAACUCUCACACGCACGCGGCUGCGAAAGGCGCACACAAUUGGACGGGCAAAGUGGUCAACGUCUCGAGCGCUACCAGUGAGUCAAGGGAGCCAGACACUGUAUUGCAGCGUUGUUUCAGUGUGGUCGUCAGAGAUACUAACACCCAGUAUUCCGGUGACACAGCUAAUGCGAUCUUGAACAAGGCAGGAGCUGUGGGCUCCAGCAUUGGCAAACGCACAGGUAUCCAGUCCAAGCCAGGUGGUCCACCUCCUACCGGCUGGAGGGGAGCCAUCAACAGAAGCCUGAUAGCGGCAAACAUGGUGAUCGAUGGGCUCGAGCAAGGAGCCGAGCGAUUGAUUACAGAUACCGGAGAGGCUACGGGAAAGGUGAUUGAGCACAGGUAUGGGUCGGAAGCCAAAAUUAUCGGCGGUCAAGCCGGCAGCAUUGGCAAGGGUUGUUUUGCGGUCUACAAAGAUAUUUCGUGAGUGAUCUUGUUCACACGUAGAGUGCGCCUGGAUGCUAAUCCGACAUGCUUUCGUGUGCUUUGAUGCGAACAGUGGCGUGCGUCGCAAAUGUCUGCUUCGAGUGGCUGGAGGAACCUUCAAAGCGCGGAUGGAUGAUGGUAGAGAGAUCGUAAUGGCUGUCGAGCCUGCGGGUGCCCCCGGCAGCACCAGUGGCGCCAGCACUCACAAUACAGCCCGCGGAAGUUCGAGCUCGAGCGCACCUCCCUUACCCAGCAAAGAGAAUCUCCACGCCCCACCUGCCUACUCAGCUCCAGCGCGUGGAUCCUACGCUGGUGAAAAGGAUGUCGAGAAGUAA
This is a messenger RNA of Ceraceosorus bombacis, 2016 nucleotides long. The record is from the annotation of a GenBank genome assembly. NCBI's taxonomy places the organism in Eukaryota, Fungi, Basidiomycota, Exobasidiomycetes, Ceraceosorales, Ceraceosoraceae.